UUCCCAGAAUUCCACUGAAUUUCCUCACAUGUGCCUCUUUUUCGGGAUCCAACAUGGUUCUCAGUCAGUUCCGCUUUGUGGAAGUUGGCCGUGUGGCCAUGAUUGCCUAUGGCCCUGAUGCUGGCAAGCUGGCCGUUAUUGUUGAUGUCAUUGACCAAAACAGGGCUUUAGUGGAUGGCCCUUGCUCAGGUGUAUCCAGACAACAGAUUAACUUCAAGGCCCUGCAGCUCACCUCCAUUAUGAUGAAAAUACCCAGAGGUUUACGCCCAGGAAAUCUCGCUAAAGCCUGGGAGAAACAGGAAGUCAAGAAGCAGUGGGAUAGCACAACCUGGGCCAAGAAAAUUGCAAGCAAGGAAAAGCGGGCUCAGUUGACAGACUUUGACAGGUUCAAGCUCAUGAAGGCCAAACAAUCUAGAAAUCGUCUGAUUAAUGUGGAGUUUGGAAAACUGAAGAAAACAAACAAAAGACCUACUCCUAGAAUACGAAAGAGGAAGCCUGUGAAGAAAUAAACUGUUAUCAUCAAUAAAUUUGUUGAUGUAUA
This is a messenger RNA of Saccostrea cuccullata (small rock oyster), 541 nucleotides long. Its product is annotated as large ribosomal subunit protein eL14-like. The coding region runs from base 54 to 509 and encodes 151 amino acids. Gene Ontology annotation, biological process: ribosomal large subunit biogenesis; translation. The record is from RefSeq and is a predicted model, not a curated record. Gene Ontology annotation, molecular function: structural constituent of ribosome; RNA binding. The transcript is spliced from 5 exons. Gene Ontology annotation, cellular component: ribosome; cytosolic large ribosomal subunit. Lineage: Eukaryota; Metazoa; Mollusca; Bivalvia; Ostreida; Ostreidae.